Pollicipes pollicipes is the source of this 2165-nucleotide messenger RNA. Its product is annotated as skin secretory protein xP2. The coding region runs from base 368 to 1780 and encodes 470 amino acids. Gene Ontology annotation, cellular component: endosome membrane. The record is from RefSeq and is a predicted model, not a curated record. Gene Ontology annotation, molecular function: kinesin binding. The transcript is spliced from 5 exons. Gene Ontology annotation, biological process: regulation of protein localization; Golgi organization; lysosome localization. Lineage: Eukaryota; Metazoa; Arthropoda; Thecostraca; Pollicipedomorpha; Pollicipedidae.
GGGAGUAGCCCGUGUGACAAACGGGGACAGUUUGUGAUAGCAGCCAUCAGUAAUAAAGGAUCUAACGGAAACAACAGUUCGGGAUGGUGCAGUUACAGGGCACUGCAGUUUGGACCUGAAGGUGCUUCUAUGCCGAACAGGGUUCUGUGGAUCCAAUGAGUGGUUUCUGCGCUGCAUGAGUGGUUUCCGCGCUGCCUGGUGUAGGCGCCAAGCAAAUACUGUGCCACACCCCUCAUGCCCUGUUCAAUCAUCAUAUGUGGUAUGAUGAGUUCUGUCAUGAUGCCUUUGAUUGCUUAUAAGAACACAAUGAAGCUUGUGGGCUGCUGGGUCAUCAGGAAACAGUAGCCAACAGACACAAAUUGUAUUGAUGAUGGAUGAGCUCGAGAACAUUUAUCACUUGUUUGAAUCUCAGAGGAAGGAUCUUCUUCACUUGGUCCAAGUACAAGCCAAGCCACUGAGAGCUGAGGAAGUCCACAAAUUCCUUACCAGCAUGGACAUGAUUUGUAGUCAUGGGCUAAAGCAGGAAAAGAAUGGUUUUUGGCCCUUUGUGCAAGAGUUUACUCAUAAGGAUGGUGUGAAGCAUAUCACCAGGAUGGAGAAUGCAAUUACUGGAGUUGGAAAAGGGCGCGCGUGGCUGCUGCUGGCCCUGUCGCAGGGCAUGCUGGAGUUCUACUUCACCACGUUCCUGAGCCACACCGCGCAGCUGGCGCGCCACUACCGGCCGGGCGCGUUCCUGCGCCACCAGGGCUGGCUCAAGCGGGUGGUGCUGGGUCUGGCCGAGCUGAUGGCCGCCAAUCCCAGCACGGCGCUGCGGCCGGAUGAGUACGAUCUGGACAGACACGUGUGCCCGUCGGCCGUCCCUGGCUGGCAGUCCGGCCCGGCUUCGGCGCUGGAGGCGUCGCCAGUCGACCAGGAGCCGCUGCACUGGACGCACUCGGGCCGCCGCAGCCGGCGCACCGCCUCCUCCACCUCGUCGUCUCGCUCGUCGGGCCGGUGGCGGCGCAGCGUGGCCCGCCGUCCGCCCUCCGACUCGGCCUGUCUCACCAUGUCGCCGGCCGGCUCUGACCGCACCUCGGACCGCACCACGCCCGGCAGCGACUCGCCGGGACCGUCGCCGCCGCCCGGCGCCACCGAGGUCAGCGAGCGGUGCCCGCCCGCAGGUGCUGGGGAGGCGACAUCUGCUCCAGUGCCGGCCGCCGCUCCAGCACCGGCUGCCUCUUCAGUGCCGGUAGCCGCUCCGGUGCCGGCUGCCGUUCCAACACCAGCCGCCGCUCCAGUACCGACUGCCGCUCCAGCACCGGCUGCCGUUCAAGAACCGGCUGCCGUUCCAUCACCGGCUGCCGCUCCAGCACCGACUACCGCUCCAGUACCGGUUGCCGCUCCAGUACCGGCUGCCGCUGCAGUACCGGCUGCCGCUCCAGUACCGGCUACCGCUCCAUUACCGGCUGCCGCUCCAGUACCGGCUACCGCUCCAGUACCGGCCGCCGCUCCAGUACCGGCUGCCGCUCCAGUACCGGCUACCGCUCCAGUACCGGCUGCCGCUGCCGUGCCGCUCUCCGCUCCGGCAGUGGCAGUGGUGGUGGCGCCGAACAAUCCUGCGACCAGCUUGCCAACCUCGUCUCCCGUGGCGGCAGACGUGCCCCCGGAAUGCGUGUCUCCCGCGCGUGGCGCCGCGCCGCGAGCGGCCGCGGCUGUAGAUAGUGUGGAGUCUCCCGGGGCUGGCUCAGAGGUGGCGCGGCCUGCGCUUGGCAUCGCCGUCUCUGGAGGGGAGCCGCUGUGAUGGUAGUGAGUAUUGCGCCGCGCAGAGCAGUUCUGAUGCAGCGCCACAAGUCCGCAACAAACCUGCGGGCGAGAACGGCGAUAGGCCGAGUUCAGAAACGCAACAAGACAUGGUUUUGGAGGCCGCGGGCUCUCAGCCGAUGCCUCCAGAAAGGCCAUCCGAUGACAUCACAACGGCGGCAGGGCAUCAGCAGCAGAGCGGUGAGGCGGGAGAGGAGGUGAAGCGAUCGGCCGGAGGACUCCCGUCACUGCGAGCAGGAUUUCUCCCGGAGCCUGGGUCAUUCGGCGCGCGCCGACGGCGAGCACGCGUCUCUGGGAAGAGCGCGACAGGCCGAGACGGAAGCCGUCAGCAGCCUGGCAGCUGUCUCUGAGCCCAGCCGUGGUGA